Messenger RNA from Sodiomyces alkalinus F11, 1650 nucleotides. Its product is annotated as 3-isopropylmalate dehydrogenase. Gene Ontology annotation, cellular component: cytosol. Bases 116 to 1219 code for a protein of 367 amino acids. Lineage: Eukaryota; Fungi; Ascomycota; Sordariomycetes; Glomerellales; Plectosphaerellaceae. Gene Ontology annotation, biological process: L-leucine biosynthetic process. The transcript is spliced from 4 exons. Gene Ontology annotation, molecular function: magnesium ion binding; 3-isopropylmalate dehydrogenase activity; NAD binding. The record is from RefSeq and is a predicted model, not a curated record.
UUUUCAACCGACCUCAAGCUCCAUCCAGCACCUUCUUUUCUCAACAAGGUUCUUCUUUUGCUCGUAUUUGGCGUUGAAGGGUAAUUUGUAAUUUGGAGCCUACCUGAACAUCAACAUGGCGACAACACAUGAUAUUGUGGUCUUUGCCGGCGACCACUGUGGUCCCGAGGUUGUGGCUGAGGGAAUCAAGGUUCUCAAGGCUGUCGAGGCUCACAGCCCGUCCGCUGGAAAGUUCAAUCUUCAGGAGCACCUCCUGGGUGGUGCCUCCAUCAACGCCACCGGCUCGCCCCUGACAGACGAGGCCCUAAACGCCGCCAAAUCCGCCUCCGCCAUCCUCCUCGGCGCCAUCGGCGGCCCCGAAUGGGGCACCGGCGCCGUCCGCCCGGAACAAGGCCUGCUCAAGCUCCGCAAGGAACUCGGCGCCUACGGCAACCUGCGGCCCUGCAACUUCGCCUCCGACGCCCUCGUCGACUUCUCCCCGCUCAAGCCCGAGAUCUGCCGCGGCGUCGACUUCGUGGUGGUCCGCGAGCUCACCGGCGGCAUCUACUUCGGCGACCGCAAGGAGGACACGGGCGACGGCCACGCCCUCGACACGGAGCCCUACUCGCGGCCCGAGAUCGAGCGCAUCGCCCGCCUCGCCGGCUCCCUCGCCCUCGCCCGCGGCGACAAGACCGCCUGGAGCCUCGACAAGGCCAACGUCCUCGCCACCAGCCGCCUCUGGCGCAAGGUCACUUCCGAGAUCUUCGCCGCCGAGUUCCCUUCCCUCGAGCUCAAGCACCAGCUGAUCGACUCGGCUGCCAUGCUUAUGGUCAAGAGCCCGCGCGCCCUGAACGGCGUUAUCGUUACCAGCAACCUUUUCGGUGACAUCAUUUCCGAUGAGGCUAGCGUCAUUCCCGGCAGCAUUGGCCUGUUGCCUUCGGCCAGUCUGAGCGGUAUUCCUGAUGGCAAGGGCCGGUGUAACGGCAUCUACGAGCCUAUUCACGGCUCCGCCCCCGACAUCUCCGGCCAGGGCAUCGUCAACCCCAUCGGCACCAUCCUCUCCGUCGCCAUGAUGCUCCGGUACUCCCUCAACCUCCCCAAGGAGGCCCAGGCCGUCGAGGACGCCGUCAAGAACGUUCUCGACGCCGGCCUGCGCACCAAGGACAUCGGCGGUUCCACAAGUACCGUCGAGGUGGGCGACGCCAUCGUGAAGGAGCUCGUCAAGAUUCUCACUAGCUAGGUCUACUUUGGAUGUUAAGGGUAUAUCUGUCGGAGGCUUACGAGGCGUUUUUCUUGUUACAUGCGUUUGGUCCUGGAAAUGCGAAUGGUAUCGCCGGUAGUAUGGCAAGGUAGAGAAAAGAAAAAUAAAGGGCCAUUUGAAGAUGUUCUCUGGCCCGGGCAUCAAUGUCACAAAUUGAAGCAUUUACUCACUUACACUUCCCCGGCUCCAAUCUCGCUUCGUAUUUGUUGUCCCGGUACGUGUUUGUGUAUUGAAUAAGAAGGAAAUGGUGGCUGCGAUCCCCGUAACCACGCGAAGCGGCCUCGAAUGAAUAGUACCCAUUAACAUCAUACGCUAUGCUACCAUUAUGCGCUCCUCUUUCCGCUCUUGAUGCCCUUGAAUAUGAGAAAAGCCAAAAGAACAAUGGCUGCUGCUGUUACUCCUGCCCCCCC